This is a messenger RNA of Enhydra lutris kenyoni (northern sea otter), 722 nucleotides long. Its product is annotated as cyclin-dependent kinase inhibitor 2A-like. Gene Ontology annotation, cellular component: nucleus. Gene Ontology annotation, biological process: regulation of cyclin-dependent protein serine/threonine kinase activity; negative regulation of cell population proliferation. Bases 86 to 547 code for a protein of 153 amino acids. NCBI's taxonomy places the organism in Eukaryota, Metazoa, Chordata, Mammalia, Carnivora, Mustelidae. The record is from RefSeq and is a predicted model, not a curated record. Gene Ontology annotation, molecular function: cyclin-dependent protein serine/threonine kinase inhibitor activity; protein kinase binding. The transcript has 3 exons.
GGGGCGGGCCACUGGCGCCCGAGUGCGGCGGAGGGGAGGGAAGGAGGGAGGGAGCCAGCCAGGGGGGCAAGCGCUGGGGAGCAGCAUGGAGCCCUCCGCAGACAGACUAGCCACGGCCGCAGCCCGGGGCCGGGCCGACGAGGUGCGGGCGCUGCUCGAGGCCGGGGUGCAGCCCAACGCGCUGAACCGCCAGGGUCGGAGCCCGAUUCAGGUCAUGAUGAUGGGCAGCACCCGCGUGGCGGAGCUGCUGCUGCUCCACGGCGCCAAUCCCAACUGCGCGGACCCCAUCACUCUCACCCGACCUGUGCACGACGCGGCCCGGGAGGGCUUCCUGGACACGCUCCUCGUGUUGCACCGAGCCGGGGCGCAGCUGGACGUGCGCGAUGCCUGGGGCCGCCUGCCCGUGGACCUGGCUGAGGAGCGGGGCCACCGCGCUGUCGCCCGGUACCUGGGCGCAGCCGCGGGGGCCACCGAAGGUGGUAGCCACUCCCAUACGGAGGUUGCGGAAAGUCCUGCAGCCAGGACUUCAAGAAUGAUUGAGAUCUAAAGACACCUCAAAAUGGUCUGAUCUUCAAUCAACCAAAGUGAAUUACCCCACCCCACCCUUGCUGGCCUUAAUUGGCAUUUAUCAAAUAAAGCUUUUUAAACUGUAGACUGCUUCAGAUAAAUCUGCCUAAUUCGCCCCCUAAAUUUCCAUUUGUAUUUCCAUUUAUACAUUGUUA